CCUGGUUACCAUUGAGCGCGAAAUGGUGAUGGGAUGUCGCCUCGCUGCUUUCUGUAGGCACGUAGAGUAGAGUAGAGGGACAGUGUUUCGCGGGGGGUGACGGUUCCGUUACUUUGUUGUUAUGUUGUAAGUGGAUAGGGAAGACAGUGAUCUGCACAAGAUCCUGGAGCUAAGGGCAAGAGAAAGGAGAGACAGACAGACAGACACACAAGAGUUUGACUUGGGGGAUUGCUUCGUAGUUAACUGCCAAAAUGCCAAAAGCGUUUUUGCCUAAAAGGCGCUGGGCUAUGUCCAGGAAAGAAGGAAGAAACAGGAGGAGGCCUGAUGACCUAGAGCAUGAAGCUGAGCAGCUUGUGCCAACAAAACACUUAGCCCUCAGCGACGGGCUCCGGUUGGAAGUCCAGACACAGGCCGAACACGAUCUCAGACUUCGUCUGCACCUCCCAGAUGACAGCACAGACCACCAGACGGUGAGAACAACGCUCGUGCCGGGGAGAGAAGAGAUUCCAUGUCAGGAGGAAUUGUGGGACCUCAAAGUUUCCGAGUCCCUUGUGCAGGGCACGGACUUGAAUAACAACUGUAACGGAAACGGUAACAACCACAGCAUUAGUUGCAACAAAGACAAUAACAGCGCUUGCUGUCAGAGCGACAGCGAAAACAGCGGCAACAUUGCCGCAAGAAGUGACAGUAACACAAAGUUCAAUGUCAAUGACAUUAGCCCGAGCCACAGUUAUACAGAUGUCAUGAACAGAGACCAUUCUCGUUUGUCCAGUGAUGCCUUCCUCUCGAUGUUCUCAACCCUUCAUAACAACGUCCAUCCCUCUGUCGUGUCCGCCAGUGUGUGCGAUAAGAGAUCUGCCAAGUGCUACAGCAGUGUAAGUAGUGCAGACUCAUGCAAGAGCUGUGAUGAUGAUGAUGUUUACACUCAAAAAGAAAUGGCUCAACAAUUCUUCAAUUCUUUUUGUUCCAAAAAUUAUCGCCCUACGUUUCUGAUCCCACCUGUUGGCCCACUCCAGUUCGAAUUGCGACAAAAUUCUGGCAUUUUGAGCCCCGAAACUCAUCAUUGUGAACAAAAUCAUGAAGCCAGAAGGCUAUACUCUAACAGUACCAGUCCUGAAAUUGGCUACCCUGUGGAGAAAGACUGCACGAAAAGACACGACUCUCACUUUACUGGUGGGAGCGAGCUCAACGCUCAAGGGUUUGAAACCAGGGAUUCACUAAAUGCAGUGACGAGAUGUAGAACAGAGAACUCUUCGGUUGUCUCCGAUAGGCUUCAGUGUGUGGAGGAGCGGACAGAAACGACAUGUAUUUCGAGAAGAUGUGAAAGUGUACAAGACAUUAGAGAAAAUCCUGUGAACGACGGAGAGAGGUUGGGGGAAUCCGACGUUUUGAAUCCUUCACAGGUUCGUCGAGAGGCUACUAAUGAUCAUGUGACGGAACGCGACGAGGUUCCAGGAAUUUCGCCACGUCUCGUUCAAGAUCCUCCAUCCGAUCACCCUACUCGCGUCAUGAAUACCAAGCAGCAUUUUGAUGCUGAAACGAUUAAGAGUCACACGACAGCAAGGCUACAUUACCCGUUAUCCAUGUCUACCUGUCUCGCAGUGAGCGAAAAAGAAGAGAAAUCUCUGGACUUGAGUCAAUCAAAAAACAAGAUCUCUGUAGAAACUGACGUACCCGAGUCGAAGCCGUCAUUGCGACAUCAUGUGACCCCUCUUGGUGUUACCUCUUUGCCUGCAGCUGCCGUAGACCAAGAGAAAAACGUCAGGUUUAAUCAUGAACGAAAGAAAGGUUCUAAGUCCCCUUUCUCACCCACUGUAUUUAGUGGAUCUCGGUUUGUUACUCAAGACAGUCGUACGUUAGAGACACAUGGGUUGACAGACGUAGGGACAGCUCACAGGCCUAACACACUGCCGCUGUAUGUUCGCUGCACUGACAUUACCGAAUCACGACGAGGUGAUCACGGCUGUCCUGACGUAUGCCCACUUGACUGGCGUGUUGAAGGUCAGUCGAGCUCUGGCACUCAUCCAACAACGCCAGUCAAAGUUGGGCACCAACACAAGACAGAAUCUCCCUCGUGUCGACAUUUACAGAUUGUAAACGAGACGACCCCAGUACGUCAGGACGUAGCAUGGCUUAUGUCGGAAUCAAGACAUCGCACACUUAGUUGGGAUCAAAGGAAAAGCUGGGAGGUGUUCUCAAAUCAAAACGCCUCUCAGGUAUUUCCGUUUGUGGACUUGCUUCCAAAAUGCGUAGUAAGAAAUUCAACAGAGAAUAAGGUUCAGCCGUUUGACUUUAUUAUUCAUAAUCAAACCAAAAUAAAUGAGAACCACGAUGAUUCACCCAGCAACCUAUCGGAGACGGAACUUUCUACAUCGUUUUGCUCUCAUCCCACAACUGAGCUUUCAAAUGGUUCUGAGUCAGACGCGAGCUCCAAAAUGUAUAAUAGACUCCCCAAGCGACGAUUUGACACUGAUGAGUUUGAUGUUGUCGAUAACGGACCCACUAAAUUGCCCAAGUUUGAAAGCACGGACAGGCGAGGAAGACAGACAAAAGCAACAUUCGAUUUGAAAUGUUCUGAAAACAGACACCCAAAGAGCCAUGCACGCAGACGACUUAUGGCUGUGGACUUUCCCGAAGACAAAGAGGAAGAUGAGGCCAAAGAGCAAACAGAACAAAGUGGCGAAGAAACGGCCUGUCAGUCUCAACAAGCUGGCUUGAGAGAGUCGCCAAGAGAUCCUGUAACUACAGCUGCAAUGUUUUCCUUCGACUACAGAACUAAAGAAAAACAAAAUGAGCGCCCUAGAAGCAGAGGCAAAGACAGCACUUCUAAAUCACAUGACCGGAACCAGAGCGUGGAGAGAAACAUGUAUCCUUUGUCAUCACCAGACAGGGAUUCGAGCGUUUUUUAUCCAAGGUCUUCGGGAGAUAAUAUGUCAAGUUCUCUAGUUUCAGGAAACACCAACCUGCCAACAGCAUCCAGCAAAUCCACCUGUUUUUCUUAUGAUCAGUUACACCAGGGACACGAAGUUAGUUCUUAUCGUAGAAAUGGUGUCAGAGAUGAAGUUCAUUUUAGUACAAAAUCCAGUAUUCAUCCAUCAAAUCUGUCUUCGUUAAGACAUUCUCCCCAAGCCAUGACUCCAACAGCGUUAGUUGUUUCGUCACCAGCAUUACUGCUAUCGUCACCUAGAUCAGUGCUUACGUCACCAGCUUCCGUGCUUUCAUCUCCUGUAUCUGUGCUUACGUCACCAGCGCCAGUCCUUGCGUCAACAUCUGCUGUUCUCAGAUCUCCGUGUUUCGAGUCAGUGCCAUAUGCAUCGCCUCCUCUUGCAUCUCCAGGGCGAACAAUACCAGUAUUCACGUCUUCACCGAACGUGCCAUCUUCAGAUCCAGUACUGCCAACGAUGAUCUCACAGUCACCCUCAGGGAACAGGAUUCGAUUUCAAACUUUGGCGCACACAGUCAUGCCAUACAACACCCCUUCUACUGCCAGCUACUCGCCUUUCGUGCAAACACCUCACGUGACUCAUUGGUCACCUUUGGCCAAUAUGUCUCCGCUGCCCAAGAUAUCCCCCUUACCCCUGACAACCAGCAAUACGCCAACCCCGUCCCUUGAUGGCCACCACUCACUUGAGUCUGCUGUCAGUGAACUCCACACUAACAUCCUGCGUGGACAUGUUCCGAUGGGGCGCGCUCACGAACGUCCAAACUAUUCUGAGCUAGUCGCAGCGCCCGCUCCGCAAACUUCUGGCCUGUCAAAAAUGUCUCUGACGGUUCCCGAGCUGAUCAAUGGAGGUUACGGUGUGAAAAAUCCCCAAUUCGUGAAGUCUAAGAUGACAGAAAAUUGGCCUCCCAAACAGCCAGAACCCUCGAACAAAGCAGAGGAGCCCUCAAAUGGCAAACUGAAAUGUGACUUUUGUGACAAAGAGUUCGAACUUUCUCGUCAUCUGAGCCGACACCUGAAGUGCCACAGCGAGUUCAAGCGCUAUCUGUGUCGUGUGUGUGGUAAAGGAUUCAACGACACCUUUGAUCUAAAGCGUCACACAAGAACGCAUACUGGCGUCCGACCGUUCAAGUGUCAGCAUUGCAACAAAGCCUUCACACAGAGAUGCUCUUUAGAGUCCCACGCCAAGAAGGUUCAUGGCCAGACCAUUCUGUACGCGCCAAAAGAAAGGAGACGGAAGCUGUACGUUUGCGAGGAAUGCGGCAACACCACAGAAGACCCCACGAAACACUACAUGCACAUCAAGAUAAACCACCCACACAGCACCAUCCUGCACAAGUUCUAUGACAAGAGACAGUUCAAAUUCACCGAUGACACUAUUCCCAAAAUUCUCUGCCUGUCUUCCGAUCUGCAGCUCUCCCCUCUUGCUGAAAGGGGUGUGGAGACGCGUGAGAGAAGGAUGUCCUGAGACUGAGAGUUUACUGAAAGGGAAGAGGUGCUUUGAUGGAGGGAGAGGAAUGAGAAAAGGAGGGAGAGAGAGAGAG
Aplysia californica (California sea hare) is the source of this 4485-nucleotide messenger RNA. RefSeq lists its product as uncharacterized. Gene Ontology annotation, biological process: regulation of transcription by RNA polymerase II; epidermal cell differentiation. Bases 252 to 4409 code for a protein of 1385 amino acids. NCBI's taxonomy places the organism in Eukaryota, Metazoa, Mollusca, Gastropoda, Aplysiida, Aplysiidae. Gene Ontology annotation, molecular function: DNA-binding transcription factor activity, RNA polymerase II-specific; RNA polymerase II cis-regulatory region sequence-specific DNA binding. Gene Ontology annotation, cellular component: nucleus. The record is from RefSeq and is a predicted model, not a curated record. The transcript is spliced from 6 exons.